This is a messenger RNA of Strongylus vulgaris, 804 nucleotides long. The record is from the annotation of a GenBank genome assembly. NCBI's taxonomy places the organism in Eukaryota, Metazoa, Nematoda, Chromadorea, Rhabditida, Strongylidae.
UUGGUUCAAACCGAAGGAAAACUCAAAGAAUUAGUUUCUAUUGAUGCGAAUAACAGUUUAUUAGAAGCAGCUCGACUACUUGCUCAACAUCGUAUUCAUCGACUACCAGUUCUCGAUCCUGAAUCGGGUAGCCCGCUUUUUAUCCUCACUCAUAAAAGACUACUAAAAUUUUUGUGGUGCUUUGGUCAACAAUACUCCCAACCGGACUUCCACAUCAGAACUGCAAAGGAUCUGAAUGUAGGCACAUGGGUUGGCAUUCGUGUGGUGUUUCCGGACACUCCGUUGACCGACUGUCUUGAUAUCCUUUUGAAUAAAGGUGUCUCAGGGGUUCCUGUUGUCGAACGGGAUACGUUUAAAGUUGUUGAUAUGUACUCUCGCUUUGACGCCGUUGGCAUAGCAAUGGAAGAAAAAGCAGACAGCUUAGAAGUCACCGUUGAAGAAGCUCUCAAGUUCAAGAACCUAGGCACAAAAGAAAGCGACCGGGUCGUUGCUGUACGAGAUACAGAUACUCUUUGGAAAGCCAUUACGGUACUAGUGGAACGAAAUGUUCACCGUCUUUGUGCUGUCAAUGAGACGGGCGCCAUCGAGGGAAUAAUCUCGCUUUCCGAUGUCAUUAAUCACAUGGUGGUUAAGCCUGGUGAGAAUUUGAAGCCAAUAAGAGUUCCACGAAAGCAUUAUUCUCAUCAUCCAUUUGAAUAUAACGAUAAGGAAUAUCGUAAUCGACUUCACGAUAGUGCUACGUUACUAGAAGACACUGCCACUGGUAAACUACAGAAAGAACUCAGUGAUAUGAGUAUUCGUUAA